UUUAAAUUCUCGUCGAAUCCAGUAGUUUAGUACACAUAGUACACCGUUCCCGUCACUGGAAAAGCCCAAAUGCUUAGUACUCUGGAAUGGUGAAGCAAAGCAUUUAAUGCCAGAUAGGUCCUCCGAUUCUCAGUUUUCAUCUUUUCUUUACCUCUCACCUUUUUCUUUCUCCCACAAGCAAAGAAAGUUGUAUUAUUUGCCCACUUGAGUGGGCAUUCGUCAUUUUCCUUCUUCCACUCACUGAGCAAGGAGUGGGGUUUUCAGAUUCUUUUAGCUUUUAAUAAAAAAGAAUGGGACUUCUCUUUCAAUUUGCAGCAGUAUAUCUCUCUAUCUAUAUGCUGUAUGCAUACAUGUAGCUGGAGAUGGCGUAGAAAGAUUCAAUUUUUUUGAAGGCAGAUCUUGUCGCUUUCUCUUCUCUGAUUCUCAUGGCGAAAGCGACCCAUCAUCUUCAUUUGUAUUUAUAUCUAUCUUCAUGUUACCCCUUUUCUCCGCUUCACUCCCCUUGUUUUCCGCCGGAAAAAAAGGAGAGAUCUUUGACCAUUUUUCCCCAAUCAAACACUGCCCCUCACUGUUCUUUUCCUUCUCAUUUCUGUAAACUGGUUGAUUUCUUUACUUUUUCGAUCUACCCUUCCAUGUUUCGAGUUUAUUUAUUGCAGUGAAGUGACAAUACUAUGAACCUGACGUCAUUGGUGGUAGCUAAAGAAUAUCAAGAAUUGUUGUAGAUAUGGGUUUUCAGAUUUCAGAUUUAUAGCAGUUUUUAAAUUCUUAAUACGCCCAGAAAGUUUUACCUUUUUUUUCAGUUUCAGCUCAAAGACGGCACCUUCUGAGGGUUUUAUGCCUUUUAUUUUGAUGGGUAACUAGUCAUUGAUUUAUUUGAUAAUCUUGUUAAUGCUUACUCAUCUUCUUGGGAGAAAUUUGUUGGCGUCUUGUUUUGCAUAUCUAUUGCGAAUGCGUUAACUCCACCCAGUAAAUUAAAACUAAACUGUGGUUAGAUAUUGGUUUUAGUCAGGGUUGAUGAUACGUUUAGUUUAAUUCUUUUGCAGUGUAACUUUUCAUUCCUUUGCAGUCUGAUAAUUCAAAUGUUCUCUUUUUUCCUCUACUAAAAAAGAAUAUUUUCUGAAAAUGUCAUAUUUUCUUCUUUCCCUUCUGCUACAGAAUGAAUAUACUGCGAACUUUGCAGAUUAAUAAUACUCCGUAUUAUUAUUUUUAUUAAUUUUUCUUGGUCUGUAAACUAUUUUCUGGAAUUUAGUGGCUGGCUGAGAAAUUUAUGAAACCCUUUUUCCUAAUCUGUCUUGGCUUAUUUUCUGAAUAAUACAUGUUUGUAUGUCUGUGUGAACACAUAUAUGAUAUAUCAUAUACUCUGUAUGUAUGUAUAUGCACAUGUCUAUGCAGCCAGGUUCCAGAUAGAUAAACCUUUAUUUGAGAUCUAUUUAAGCUUUUGCAGAUGUGGAAUUAAAGAUCUGAUGUAUUCACAAGCCAUAAAAACGAAAAUGAUAAGUAAUAAUGUUUUUUAUUCUUUUAAUAACCAUCGGAGGUGGUGAAGAUAAGCCACACAUAUUUUCUAUUUCAAAGAGACGGUUUUGUUCAUCUCUCCUUCAUUAAAUGGAGCUACUGGUAGUUAGCUGAAAGUCAUUUUUUUCUUUUCAUUUUGUCUUACUUCAAAAAAAAAAUCUUGGGAAUAAUGAUAUUUACAUUACCAUUUAUUCUUCUUGCGCCAUUUUUCUUCUCUGUGGCGUUAGUUGUUGAGUAUCUGAAUAAACUGCUGAAAGUUUAGGUAUGCAUAAUGAGCAAGAAGACAGUUUGUGGAGUAAUAAUGUGUGUGUGAUAAAAUUUGCAAAGUUCACACAGUUAGUUGAUUAAUUAGAAUGAAUAGAAAGGGGUUUAAAGUUUAGGGGAUGGGUGUGAGAGUAAGAGAGAGAGCUUCCUCCAGCCCACUCAUGGAUGAGAAAUGGGGUUGAAUUAGCUGCCGCCUCAUUCAUCCAACCAUUCAGUAGAAGAGGAUGUGAUUUCUGCUAAUUUGAUUGAGUGAAUGAUACGGGAGAUAAUUUCGUAUCCCUCUCUUUCUUUGGUUGGACUGAAGGGAGCUCCCUUUUCCUCUUUCAACUCCCUUCUGCCAAAUAUGAAGGACUCGUUUUGUAAGGAUCAUUUGGUGGACAUGGUUAAAUUACAUAUAAUCGGCUACCCAAUAUAGCGCUAAUUUUCCUAUGAAUCCCCCUUAGUAGCAUAACCAUGCAAUGUGUUUCUCUCUUCACUACGAGAAUGAUCUUGAAUGAUGGACAAACAAAGAGUGACAUUUGCAGCAACUAAGGUAUGUUAAGAUGUACUAAAGAUUUACUUUCAUCCGAUGACAUAAUAAUUUUACCUUGAAUUAUGGCUUAACAAAAGUUACUCGCUUACUUUUUUUUUGUUUUCCUGGAAGAACAUCAAGUAUGAAAAUUGUUUCUUUUUUGCUCGGUAUAUAGCCUACUAUCAUAUCUUCAUUUCCAUUACUGUAUUUUGGUUACUUCUAUAAUCAAAUUCUUAAUUGCUGCCUUGUUGUGCAUAGACUUCAGUUUCAGUUGAAAGAGUUGUGUUGGCUAUUGUGAGUGGUGACUAUGCUACAAAAGUUUCUUACAAGAUUUAAGGCUAUGGUUGGAACUCAGAAAAAGUUGAAAAGAUGUAUACUUUGAUUAUGUGAAGUGAAGCUUCUGCUGGGAGAUUGAAGUGAGGAACCAGUUUGUGAAAAUAUCAAAAUGAAAUAUGGUGAAUCUGCACUUCCGUAAACAGGCCAGCUUCAAGAAAGUACAGAUUAGGGUUUAUAAUUUGAUGCAUGCUGCAAAUAUAGCUGCUGAUCUAUGUGUUUGCGAGCUCUCGUGGCCAUCGAAGGGAAAACUGGUGACUCUCCCACCCCCACUCUACCCUCACCUGAUUUUUCAUACUAUUGAAAAUGAAUGUUGUGGAAAAUAAGAUGGGAUUAUUUUUGAAUUGAAAAGAAAGAAUGAGUAUUAAGGUUGGGGUUUUAUGCUACAAACCUUCUUGAUUUAGUGCCCGUUUGGUGGCCAUGAUUUUAGGCUUUUCAGGCUUCUUAGUUAACUUUUUCAUCAAACACAUAACUUUUGGUUUUACGGGUUGAAUUGUGUAAUAAUAAGAAAAAGUAAGGUCGUAGUUACUUUUCUGACUGUAUUGGCUGAAGUUACUGUAGAGGGCUAUUUUAGUUAUUUUUUAAUAUAUUUUUUUCUUUAUUUUAUUAAUAAAAUGUAUUUUAAAUUAUUAUUUUUCACAAAUCAUCAGAAUCAGCCAAUACAGCCACACCAACCAGAACUUCAAAAAUUUCAUCAGAAUUAGCCAAUACAGUCGAUUUGGUUAUUACCAAACGGGCUCUUAAUUGCGUAAUGAAUUUCUGAUUGUGUUCCAAAUCAGUAGUCAGUUUCCUCUUUUAGGAGAGCACCACCUAGUCUAAGCCUCCAAGGGUAUUUAAUUUCAAUAAGUUGAGGUAUAAUUAUCAAGGAAGCAAACAACUUACUAAUUAGGUGAGAUUAUUAAGGACAUGUUUAAUUUACUUGUUUAGUUUGUUUAUACAUAGUUUGAACGUUUGGUAGAGUUUUAGAUUAAGUAUAAUUUAUUUUUGUUUAAAUUGCUUUGAUUUGGUUAGAUAUGAGCCUCUGGGGCAUGAGAAUAGCAAUUUAAAUUCAACAACUCUUUUGGGAUGUGGAUUGGGUAAAGUUAACCCCAUCUUACAAUAUCGUACCUUUGUUCAAAAUAUUUUUGUAAAGUCACCAUUUUUAAUUUUAAUCAAUUAAUGUUAAAAUUAAAUCAUCUCUAUUGAAAUUUAAUUCAACUUUGAUAAUUAAAACUUACAUAUUCGAAAAUUACAUUGAAAUCUCUUUAAAAUUGGAAAUUCAAAAAAAAAUCUAAUUUUGAAUCUAACUAAGAAUUGAUAUUCUAAUUAAGUGAAUAAAAUGAAUUGAUUUAAUCCAAAAAAAUUAAUUUUGCAAUUUAACUUGAGAUGGAAUGAGUAUAAUAUUACCUCCGUCUAUUAUAAUUUCUUAGAUUUUUUAUUUUGAUUGUUUCAAAAAAUUUAUUAUUCUCCCUUAUAAUAUGAUUAGUUUGUGAUUCUAAUUAUUUUCUUUAUCAUCCACGCAAAUGUAUGAAGUAAAUCAAGUAAUACGGGAUGAUAGAAAUAUUUAAAUAGUGCUUGACAUAUUCCUUGAAAACAUGUGAUGUGAGGUGGUUUGUCUAGUGGUGUCAAUUGUGACUGUCUUGUCUUGUCUUGAAGGUAACAAGUCUUGUUAGGAAAAAGGGUUGCAAGUUAUGCAUAAUGUAACUAGCCUGCAGAUUGUCAUUCAUGAAAGUGGAUUUUAAUUUGAGGUAUUGUUUGGUGUUAAGAUUGGGGGUUCCAACAUAAAAAGUCAACCUCAUAGGAGGAGUAGCUCAUGUUUUUACAUAACACUUCGUCUGGAUCGUGUCGUCAGUUAUUUUUUCGUCAGUUUGUCAUUGUCAUUUUUUUUAAUUGUGUCGUCAUUUGUCAUAAGCCCCCCCACACCAUGGAUCGAUUUGGCUCUAAUAUCAUGUUAAGAUCUGGGCUUCCAUCCUAAAAGGUCAACCUGAUAUGAGGAGUAACUCAUGUUUUAAUAUAGCACUUUGUUAUUCAAACUUUUUCGGUGUGGGGUUCUAACAUUUGGUUUGAGCCAUUUCAUACUCCCAUUAUAAAAGUUGUAUGAAAUUAUAUAAUGAGUAACUUUUGGUGAUCUUUCAUGGAACAACAUUACGAGCACGGCUGAUAACACGAAAAUCGAUUGAUUCGGUUGAUUCUUUUGAAAUUUAUGAGAUUCUAGCCGAAGUGGCUGCAUUGGUUGAUUCUCUUGAUUUAAGAAAAAUUAUUUUUAAAAUAUGUUUUAUUAAUAAAAUACUGAAAAAAUUAUAUGUAAAAUUACUAAAAUGGUCAUCCACAGUAACUUCAGCCAAUACAGCCGGAAAAGUAAGUUCAAUCUUACUUUUUUAAUUAUUAUAGUAUUAUACAAUUCAGCGCGCGAAAAUAAUAAUUACGAGUUUGGUGAAAAAGUUGACUAAUAAGCCGAAAAACAAUGUUACCAAACGUUUUCUACAUAUCUAAAGAAGUACUGAUUUUUCAUUAAUAAUUCACCAUAGUAUUUUAUGAGAUCUUUUACAUAUACAAUAUUACUGCCAUAUGGAAACCCAUCAAGAGAUACUACCUCCAUCCCAAAAGACUUUAUCAUCUCAUAAACUUUUGAACAUGAUUUUGAUUAGUAUAAUUUUAUAGAAAUUAUAAAUUUCAUACUCUUUGAAAGUACUUUUAACAUAAAACAUUUUCAUGUUAUAAACAAUUUUCAAUAAAAAUAUAUAAUUUGUAAAAGUUUUAUAUGGAGUAGAUGUCAAAGUUUUUUAGAACGCAGAUAGAAUUUGUUGAGGUUAAUACGUCUCGAUCCAAAGGCCUAGCACAACCCUUUGAAUAACAAUAAAAAUGCUUCUCAUACGAAAGAUAAUUCGGAAAGGAAAACAACGUAGUGACUCGAUAGCCCAAUUGCACUAGCGUAAUCGUGAUUACAGUAAAUGGCCGAACGGGAGUUAUGCUUCAAUAGCUAAUACAAGAGUUAGAGUGAUGUAUAUAACUGUUGAGUAUCCAAAUGCUAACAUUUACAUUGGAAUAAAUGUUACUAUUUAUACUUGAAAUGGGUAGAUGAGAUGAAUGACGUGACAACUCUUGCAUGGAGGAUCCCUUUUGCCACUUGAGCACCCAUGCUUGCCACUUACAUGCCCAUAUUCAGCAUUAGAUGCGCCUCUGGCACUUGCCAGACUUCUCGACCAGUUCCUAGGGCUAAUGUAAUCAGUAGCCAUGAAUGACGUUCCCUCCUACCCAAGUAUGAGAUUCAACCUGUUCGAGAAGUACCGAAUGGGAUAUUUGUGCCGGAUUAUUGGACCCGUUCGACAGUAUACCGUUUUGGCUAGUGUUCGUUGGGCUGCAUUACUUCUUCUGGGCUCCAAGGAUAUUUGGGUCGGAUUCCUGGGCCGGACCCCGAUAUCCCAACAAAAUUUAAUUUGUAAAAAUCUAAGCACAAAUGAAACAGUUGUAGCAUCUUUAAAAAUAUAACAAUGGGCAAAUGUUAAUUUCCAUAGGGUGAACAAAAAUGCAAUUUUUUCUUCAUGCAAAUAACAUUUUGAUUGGAGGACUUUAAUUUUUUGAGGACAAAAACUAUGCAACAUGUACUUUUGUUAGUAAAUUCUUUAAUUACGAGUAAAAUAUAACAUGAUCCUUCAAAAAGGAAUGUCAUUAUUUAAUUCACACAUUAGAAAUAGGGUCCGGAAAAAGCGGUCGUCUCCCUCUCUCGUAGGGUUUGCUAUUUCCGUCGCCUAACUUCAGUAUAGGUUGGUGCGGGUUUUGUUGCUUGGAAUUUGAUUCUCUAUAGUGAUUUGAUUGUUUCUACGAUGUGGCUGUCUGUCCUUGGAGUCGGAUUUACAUCGGCGGGAGAGCCUGGUUUGAGUUGGCGGUUCAGGCGUGGGAUACACUUGUCGAGGCUUAUCUGCUCUGCGGCUUGGCCGGUGGGCCUGCUAUCGGUGGCUGGAUGGGCGACAAAGAUCGGGUUACCCGGUGAUGGCACAGGGUCGGCAACGGUGGGACAGUUCCAGCGAGGAUGGGAGACCCAAAUCCGUGUAGGCCUAGUCCAUGCUGGAUGCAAUUCCGAGUUUGAAUUGGUUUAUUGAGAAGGGUUGUAUGGAUGAGACUUUUGUUCCUCAAUAUUGGAUGCCCAGGCGAUUCUUGACUGGUGUAGGGAUAUAUUGCGGGCGCAUGAAAGAAACAUUUUUGAAGGUUACCAAGUCUUGUGGACAGAGUACUUCUCAACUAGGAAUGACGGAAGUGGGAGAACAGAGGCAGAACGAGGAUAUUGGAGGGGACAACAUGGCACUGGGUUAUCUAAAAAACGGAGAGGGUGCGGGUCAUGGUUAUCAGACCCGCCGAGAGCUCUAAAGACACUCCAGGUCAGGGAAGGACAGGAGAAGAUCUUCGGGAUACUGAGGGUGCAACCGAAUUUCGAGUAGUAUGUUUUCUUUACUGUUAUUUGCUUUGGUAAUACUAUUUUUGUUGUCGUCGUUUAUUUAUAUAUCUGCCUGACUCCAUUAGGUUGGGGCGAUGAGGGGUCUAUUCUAAUCACGUUAGGCUCAUUUAGACCCAUUAUAGGAUCAGCGGACCAUAUUACUUUUUCCAGGGUGAUUGGGCUCUAAGUCUGGUUCGAUGGUCGGUGGUUUGAAGUGGUCAUUUUAUCUUCUUGUUUCCUUGCUGAAUGCUUUGAUAUUAAUUUAAGCCGCCUUGGUCCAAAAAAAAAUCACACAAUAGAAAUGAUUGCUCAUGUUUGAUUUUUUUUUUAUCUUUUUAUUCUUUUGAUAAGAUUAAAUAAGCUUAUUUUGAGAAGGAAAUAUAAUUCGGUCUUAUUUUACCUUCUUCCCCUAAAAUGUAGAUGAUCACACAAAUAAAAUGUCAUCUUAUUGGUAAACAAAAAUCUUGUAUGUGAACAAAAAUGAAAUAGAAGUGUGUCUCUUGUUCAAUUAAUUGAUUAUAGGAAAUUGGAAUAGAUUCUUAAUUUGGAUAGAAUAUUUUGUUUUGGACUGAAAUUUGUUGGUCUGAUUUGGUCUGAACUGGUUUGGUCUGGUAAAUGUCUAAUCUAUGUGUAUUUUAUACUCCGUAACUAUGAAAGUCUGGUUUGAUCUGGUCUGAUCUGAUCCUGUGUAUUUUAUAUUCGUUGAAUACACUUUUUAGGUAUUUUUCAACAUGUCAUCUGUUUAUUCCAAGUUCACUCACGUAAGCUUCUAAUUAUUUUGAGGAAAAAAAGGAUGACACCCAUCCCUGAGGGCCCCUAACCCCGAUCGGACGUUACGUUGGGAGCAUGUAAAUUGGACUAUAAUGAGUAUAAAUGUAUAAUCCCAAUCUGACAGAUAGAGAGUGGGGCUCUGUCCCCGGUACUUUGCAGAGGCCAUAUGCAUUUUUAGCAUAGUAACUCCUUAUCGCAGUUGUCAGGAUUCGAAUCGGGGACCUAACCCUUGUGGCACUCUCUUGCUACCAAUUGAGCUACGCCCACCGGUUCUAAUUAUUUUCAGAAAAUGAAUCGCAUCCAACCACCCUCCAAAUUUGACAUCAUUUUAUUUCAAUAAUGAUUUUAUUUCAAAUUGUAAUUAACUGAAUCAGCCGAUUCUCUUGAAAUUUCUUAAGUUCUAGUUGAAGCAACCGAAUUAGCUAAAUCUGCUGAAUUAUGCAAACAUUAUUAUAUUUAAAAUAUAUUUUAUUAAAAAAUUAAAUAAAAGUAUGUAUGAAAACAAUAAAUGAUCUGAUACCGUAAUUUCAGCCAAUUUAGCAAGAAAAGUAACUUAGUCGUAUUUAUUUUGAUUAUUAUACAUUUUUGCGUGCGAAAUCAAAAGUUAUAUAUUUAGUGAAAAUAUUGACUGAUAAGUCAAAACAUGGGUGCCCAAACGAGCUCUAAAUUUAAACAAUAUAAAUUACACACAGGACCGAACUUUUCUCAAAUCAUAUCAAAUUUAAAUAGAUCAAAUCAAGCAAUAACAUACGAAUCAUUACAUUUAGACCAAGUAAAAUAUAUAUCAGUUAGUUUGGUGAUUCUUAUUUUCGACUAAUCAUCAGUCAACUUUUUCACCAAUCACAUAACUUUUGAUAGUGUACUUGAAUGCUUAAAUAACAAAAAAUAAAUAAGAGUGAAGUUGCUUUUUUUGCUGAAUUAAUGUAGAUGACCAU
Cuscuta europaea is the source of this 8737-nucleotide messenger RNA. The record is from the annotation of a GenBank genome assembly. Lineage: Eukaryota; Viridiplantae; Streptophyta; Magnoliopsida; Solanales; Convolvulaceae.